UAAGCUGUAUGGAAGAAAAGGCAUCGCUGAGUGAGGAAUGUUUCAGUAGCCGGGUAAAACUAUUCAGGUUGCCCCGUUUAAACAGCUACAGGGACAAAUUUACCGUUCAGAGGCUCUUCUAUCUAAAAUUGGCCGGGGAAGAGAGGCGAAAGGCGGACCAAUGGGUAUCAGCUCAAUUUUCUUGUUGCUCUCUGUGUGUGGGCCGACUUGGGCCUUCACAUUAGACUUGGACUAUGGUGGUGUACCACUCUGGAUCAACCGCUUUUUGGGAGAGCCGAGUGUGCUGACUUUGAAAGAUCGGAUGGAUCCCGGUUGGUUUCGUGCUGUAAACACACAAAGUUGUCCCUUGGAGUGUGACUGCCCGAUUCAGUGGCCAACAGCCCUUUAUUGUGACCACAGGGGCCUUAACCAGCUUCCCUCAGGCCUUCCAUCCCACACACAGUACUUGUUUCUCCAAGGGAAUAAUAUUACUAUCCUUGGAUCUGGAAUGUUUGCCAAUGCCACCAACUUGCGCUGGUUGAUCUUGGAUCACAAUCAGCUACUAAGUGAGCAACUCAGUAAUGUGUUGUUUUCCAAUCUGACCCGCUUGGUAAAUCUUUUCAUUAAUAAUAAUAACCUGACAAAGGUGCCAAUCGGACUGCCUAAUGGACUCAAGCAGCUACGACUUGCAUAUAAUCAUAUCGAAAAGAUUUCUGCAGGAGCUUUCCAAAAACUGGAAAAUUUAACGCUACUUCUGUUACAAGGUAACCGUCUGAAAACUAUAGAAGAAGGCGACUUGAAAGGUCUUGGAGUCCUCAACCUCCUGGAUCUUAGUCACAACCUCCUGGAGACUUUCCCCAAACAUCUGCCUCCAUCUGUCCAGCAGCUUUACCUCUCCAACAACUCUCUGACUGGCCUGACCGAAGACAGUCUUCAUGGUUUUAACAGACUCCGUUAUCUACGGCUUGGACACAACAAAUUGAGGAAUGAAGGGCUUGACCCUGGUGCAUUUAACCUCACAUCUCUGGUGGAGUUGGAUCUUUCGUAUAAUCAACUGACAGAAAUCCCAACAGUUCCUACCACCCUUCAGUACCUCUACCUUGAAGUUAACCAUAUCCAAG
Molecule: messenger RNA, 1100 nt
Organism: Labeo rohita (rohu)
Lineage: Eukaryota; Metazoa; Chordata; Actinopteri; Cypriniformes; Cyprinidae
Exons: 3
Molecular function (GO): protein binding
Source: RefSeq, a predicted model, not a curated record